This is a messenger RNA of Salvia splendens (bonfire salvia), 276 nucleotides long. RefSeq names its product auxin-responsive protein SAUR32-like. Gene Ontology annotation, biological process: response to auxin. The transcript has a single exon. NCBI's taxonomy places the organism in Eukaryota, Viridiplantae, Streptophyta, Magnoliopsida, Lamiales, Lamiaceae. The coding region runs from base 1 to 276 and encodes 91 amino acids. The record is from RefSeq and is a predicted model, not a curated record.
AUGCCGCACAUUCACUUCCACCACCACCACGGGCGGCGGAGCAUUCCGAAGGGGUAUCUGGCGAUGAUGGUGGGGCAGGGCGGCGAGCAGCAGCGGUUUGUGAUGCCGGUGAUGUACGUGAACCACCCACUGUUCACGCAGCUGCUCAAGGCGUCGGAGGAGUACGUUUUUUUAUCAGAAAGGUCCGAUCAACAUCCCCUGCCUGAUCGACAAGGAGACGGCAGAGCACCACGGCUCCAUCACCACCACCACCAGUUUUUGUGCUUCAAGGCGUGA